AUGGCGCGCACCGAGAAACUCGCCGGCGAUGGCUGCUCUGGCGGCGAAGGACAUGUGGAGGUGGAGGUCGGCAUGGGGGUGGACGGGAAGGGGGUCAUAGAGUGCCGGAUAUGCCAGGAGGAGGGGGAGGAGGCCGCCAUGGACUCACCCUGCGCCUGCACUGGCACACUCAAGUUUGCCCAUAGGAAAUGCAUACAGAGAUGGUGCAACAAGAAGGGCAAUAUUACAUGUGAAAUCUGCAACCAGGUUUACUCCCCGAAUUAUGUCAUCCCUCCACCUAAAUGUUGUUCAGAUGAAGUGGACAUGGAUCUCAGGCAAAACUGGGUUGGACGAAUCGAUCCUCAUGAUUCCCAUUUUCUAGCCAUUGCCAUCGCAGAGCAGCAGCUGCUGCAAGCUGAAUUUGAUGAUUGUGUAUCUGCAAAUUCUAAUGGUGUCACAUGCUGCCGAACUAUUGCUUUAAUUUUGAUGUUCCUUUUGCUUGUACGACAUGUAAUUGUCAUUGUGAGGGAUGUUAGCAUGCUACAAGAUGCAACAGUGUUGUUCAGUCAUCAGAGACGAAGACAGGUGUACUUCCUUUCUUACCAGUCCUGA
Miscanthus lutarioriparius is the source of this 591-nucleotide messenger RNA. The record is from the annotation of a GenBank genome assembly. Lineage: Eukaryota; Viridiplantae; Streptophyta; Magnoliopsida; Poales; Poaceae.